Messenger RNA from Vigna angularis (adzuki bean), 2292 nucleotides. Its product is annotated as receptor-like serine/threonine-protein kinase At4g25390. The record is from RefSeq and is a predicted model, not a curated record. Lineage: Eukaryota; Viridiplantae; Streptophyta; Magnoliopsida; Fabales; Fabaceae. Bases 352 to 2025 code for a protein of 557 amino acids. Gene Ontology annotation, molecular function: ATP binding; protein kinase activity. Gene Ontology annotation, biological process: protein phosphorylation. The transcript has a single exon.
GAUGCUUGUGAAAAAACUGAGGGCAUGACUGACAAGAGUAGAGAUAUAGGAGAAUGGUUUUGCAUGGAGCGAAGGUUGUCUGCACAGAAAUAGAUCUGUCUUGUUGGAGGAGAAGGAAAGAGGGGAAAAGAAAAAAAAAAGAGUGGGGAAAAGAGAAUUUUGUGGCGUGUGACGUCCCAAUCCCAAUCAAAAGAAGGCCAACAAAGUAAGAAACGGUCUGGUCAGAAGUACACACUACCAUUAUUCAUCCCCCGUCGCAUUCACAAAGCAGAGACACUCUCUCCUUCAAACUUCUUCAUUCAUCAUUCAUAAUCCCUAAUACAUCCUUCCUAUUAUUUUCUCCUUCUCGCCAUGCCAUCUCGACAACUCUCCACGUCACCACCACCUUCUAACCGCCGCAUCUUAACCCCUCCGGUAACUUCCACCGCCUCCCUUUGCUCUUUAUUCUUUUUACUUUGCCUCUGCUUCCGCAAGCGUAAACGCACCACCCCUUCCUCCGACUCCGACUCCACUCCCCCUCACCCCUUCUCCUACGCCCUCCUCCGCCGCGCCACCAACUCCUUCUCCACGCGCCUCGGCCACGGUGGCUUCGGUCCUGUCUUCGCCGGCACCCUUGCCGGCGACCCGGUUGCCGUCAAGCUCAUGGAUUCUGCCUCCCAGCAGGGAGAGCGCGAGUUCAACAACGAGCUCUUCUUCGCGUCCAGGCUUCGGUCCCCCUCUCUCGUCCCCGCCAUCGGCUUCUCCUCCGACCCUAAACGUCGGCGUUUCCUCCUCGUCUACCACCUCAUGCACAACGGUAACCUCCACGACGCCCUCUUGCGCUCUAAAACCCCUCACCUAAAGAGCUGGAAAAACCGCUUCUCCAUCAUCCUCGACAUCGCCAGAGGCAUCCACUACCUCCACUCGCUCGACCCCCCGGUCAUCCACGGUGACAUCAAACCCUCCAACAUUCUCCUGGACAACACCUUCUCUGCAAAACUCGCCGACUUCGGUCUUGCGCGCUUAAAACCCCAUGUUCAAGUCCAAGAGUUCAAAGCAAAGCGCGACGAGAAGAGAAGGGACGAGUCCGAGAGCGAUGCUGGGUCGGAGUUAGAAACUGUGAGCGUCAAGACAGAGCAGUCGUUUGAAGGUAACACCGGGUCGGAUUACGUGAUGGAUUGGAUUGGGAAGGAGUUGAAGAAGGAAAGGCCGACGACGGUGGAGAAGGUUUCUUCUGGGUCGAGCAGUGGAUUGGCGGAGAAGAAGAAAAGUAGGAAGAAAUUGGAGUGGUGGGAGAAGAUGAAUGAUAGUGGAGUUCCGAAGAUGGAGAAGAGAAGGGCCGCGAGGGAAUGGUGGAAGGAAGAGUAUUCGGAAGAGCUUGCUAGGAAGACGAAGAAAAAGAAAACGAAGGAGAAGAAAAAGAGAAAGGGUGUUAACGGUGAUGGUGAUUUGGAGAUAGAUAAUGGUGAUGUAAAUGUGUACAAGAGGGAGAAGAACCGGAGUAGGAAAAGUGGUGGAAGUGUAGAUUCUUGGUUGAACGGUGAUGUACAUGGAGUUGGAUGGAACAGCUACGAUUCAGGGACUUGUAGCGGUGAAAUAGUGGCCAAGAGUGGUGGUGUGAGUAGUACUCCGAGUAUGAGGGGAACGGUUUUCUACGUGGCUCCUGAGUAUGGAUACAAUGGAGAUGUUUCUGAGAAGUGCGACGUGUACAGUUUCGGGGUUUUGUUGCUUGUUAUUGUUUCUGGGAGGCGGCCACUUCAGGUGACAGGGUCGCCCAUAUCGGAGCUUCAACGUGCGAAUCUGGUGUCUUGGGCGAGGGUAUGUGGUCGGAGGGGAAAGCUUCUAGAAGUGGUGGAUGAGGGUGUUGAGGGGUUGGACAAAGAGCAGGCUAGUCUGUGCGUGACGGUUGCGCUGGCUUGUUUGCUAAAGUCACCGACCCGUCGACCUUCCAUGAAGGAGGUUCUGGGAAUGCUAAGUGGGGAGCUGGAGCCUCCGCAGUUGCCGCGCAAUAGUUUCCCCCUCAACUCCAGGAACCAGGGUCGGUGACAGUGACUAACAUUUUUUCAUCCAGUCACCUGUGGUAGUUGUAGAAGGGGUAACACUUGUUUUCUUGCUAUUGGAGGAACUCAUUUUUCCUCCACUAUUCCCCAUCUUUGUCUAUUUAACUCUUCCUCCUUCUUUCACACUCACCUCUAGCCUUUUCAAAAUCAUGGUUUGUUCUGUAGUUUAGUGGAGGGAGGAUCAUCUUCUUGUUCACAUAACUUUUUGGAAUGGAAAUGUUAAAAAAAAGAAGAAAGUUUUGGUGAUGAAAAA